Cylindrotheca closterium is the source of this 761-nucleotide messenger RNA. The record is from the annotation of a GenBank genome assembly. NCBI's taxonomy places the organism in Eukaryota, Bacillariophyta, Bacillariophyceae, Bacillariales, Bacillariaceae.
AUGGCCAAACCAGCGAUCCUGCGCCAACUCUUUGUCCGAAUCGGCCUGACUCAAGCCGUUGCCGACACUAUUGUGGACGAUCACAAUAUCAACAGUACCGCAACUCUGACCAAGAUCAAGCCUGACACUGUCAGCAAACUUGUCAAGACCCUUCCACACCCAGGAGGCGGUGGGAAUGGCCACGCGAUCCCGUUCCAAGUGCAGCAAGACAUCACUGAUGUCGCAUGGCUCAUAAAACACCGUGUCCGCACCUCUCGUGAUCCAGCUAUUCUGACCAUUGUUCUGACACCAGCGCAACAGCGCCGGGCCCGAGAGUCGGAAAGGAAGCAAAAAAUGGACCUGGAGAAUAAUGUCCCAAGCCCGCUGUUCAUCAUGGUUCUACCUGGCGAAAUGGAAGGGACUUAUCUCUUCAUCAGCCGGUUGAAGUACGCAGCAUUGGCAACAAACGUUUUGAAAGGACUGGUUCCGUUCUUCACUCAUCAUUUGGGGGCAUCAACGACUACUCGAUCCAACAGAGUUCUGGGUAAAUGGUUCCCUAAGUCUCUCAUCCAUACGACACGCCGCAAGGAACUUGUGUGGUGCUUGGAGACUCUACGGGCACGACCAGCCGACCAAACUCAGCAGGGCGUUGACAAAGCUAUCGAUUUUCUGGAUGGGUUUGGCUCUGAUCCUCUUGAUGUCGGUGAAGCAAAGUUGGAAUUUGAUAUGGAUAUGGCGGACGCUAAAGAUAUUGACGAUGGAGCUACGGUUGCUGGUGCCAU